UCAGAGGAUCAACCAUGAACGCCCUGGCAACUGUUGCGUUUUUCACCGUCUUGGUUGCGGCAGCAUCUGCGGGAGCCGUACUCGGAGGUUAUGGUGGUCUGGGUUACGGUGGCCUCGGCUAUGGGGGUCUCGGCUAUGGGGGUCUCGGCUAUGGAGGUCUCGGAUACGGAGGUCUCGGAUAUGGAGGUCUCGGCUACGGAGGUCUCGGCUACGGAGGUCUCGGCUACGGAGGCCUCGGCUACGGUGGUCUUGGCGUGGGCGGCGUUGGUGUGGGCAGCAGCGUCGCUCUGCUCAGUGGAGGUCCAGCCUUCUCCAAGGCAGUGGCAGGGCCCACUUUUCUAGUGAGAAGUGUGCACCACGUCAACAAAAUUCACGGAGGUGGUGCGAUCCUUGCUCACAGUGGGCUUGGUGGAGGCUACGGAGGUCUUGGCUACGGUGGCCUCGGUUAUGGCGGCCUCGGAUACAAGGGGGUGAAAUGAGAAAGUGCAAACAAUACAACAGCUUUUGUUACGAGUACGCCCAUAUACCAAAACAAUGUACAGUCUGGGAUACCUGCCAACUACGUGGAAUAAAAUAGAAUUUUAUGAAGAGAGGUUUGAUUUCUGGCUGCGAGAACACCUUGUCAUAUCUCUUGUACAAGGAACCAUCGUCAUGCCCAAUCACGGUGCGAAAAAAUUACGUGCAAAUAAUGAGGUUACUGCUGCUAUAACCAAUUAAAGAUGCCCUGGUUAUAAGAAAUUAUAUUUUAAAGAAGGACAGAAAAAACCAGAUGGUCGUCAAAGAACCGUCUUGACAAGCGCGAAUAAACACACAACUGAAGCAUUCAGUUCAUUUUGAUAAUGCUUUGAUACUUAAACGUUCGGUUCAUUAAUGUGAUAUGUUCUGAAGAGAAAUUCCACUUGGGCUGCAAAAUAUUUACCAAUGCUGCAGUGUUGCCAGCAGCCUGGUCAACACAGCGUGUAUUUACUACAUUUCGAGAAGAAAACGAAUGUGUGCUUGUAAAGCCUAAUUCAGUAAUAGCUACCCCACAUCUGCUAUAAUAUAGCUUGACAUUGUUUUGUCUUAAACAAGAAAACAAAAUAUGUACA
Dermacentor albipictus is the source of this 1088-nucleotide messenger RNA. Its product is annotated as lamprin 1.8-10-like. Lineage: Eukaryota; Metazoa; Arthropoda; Arachnida; Ixodida; Ixodidae. The record is from RefSeq and is a predicted model, not a curated record.